AUGUUCAAAGUCCGGGUUCAUAAGGUGCAGCGUUUUCGCUCAGCUGAGCCCAAAAAUAGAAUUGCAAAAAUACCACCUGGUGAAUCUUUAACGGCCCGAUACCACUCCCCGAAGCGGCCGCUGGAGCUGGGUCCACCUCUGCACUCGGGACAAGGUGCUGACUGGCAGGCUGGUGCCAUUUUUUUACGCACCGGUGGUUCCAUUUCCCGAUUCCAUUCAAGCGUCUUUAAGGCAAGAAAACAGGAGCACAGCACCCAGCUUACUCCUGAUUACACGUCUUUCUCCCGGAUUUUUAUGCAGACGGGGAAAGUGAGUCAGAGUUCUUUCUGCAAAUCUCCUUGUGCCAGGACUACGGUGUAUCUGAAGGGGCAAAUGAGGAACUAUUCCUCGCAGGUGCCCAGCGAGAGCCGAGGUGGCGCAGGAAGGAAAUGCAGCCAUUGGCAGACCUGUGCGGGGACUCGGGAUGGGAGCGACACCGUCCCACCUCUCGUUCUGGCUAAGGCCGAAGAACUCCUGUUUGCUGCGCCCCCACACGGCCACUCCCAGAGGAGCAGGGAGGUUGGUGGAGCUCAGCCCCUCGGGAGCAGACAAAGCGGAGGUGGACCUGGUUGGAGAGACAAACAGAUGGCACAGACACAUAGGCCUUUCAUCAGAGAGGGAAAGCUGUUGCCCUUUCAAAGCAGAAUUCCGUCAUCGGGGCUGAGACGUGCAUCAGCUGCGAAGCGCUCUGUGGCAUCGAGGCACUGGCGCUCGGAAAACUCUGAGGGCACCACGUGGCCGUAUUCAGGAGGCCAAAGAAGCCACGACGAGUUCCAGGAUGUGCAGAUCCGGGAUCCAGAGAUGGCGUCGUGGCGCAGGAUGCAGCUCCUCCUGGAAGUACUUCAGAGCACUCAGCAUGACGAUAAGGCCUUUCGGGAAGCCAAGUGUGUGGACAGGUUGAAUCGGCGGGGCAGCGAACCUGGCGAUCUCUACAAACCCCGGUGA
This is a messenger RNA of Phyllostomus hastatus (greater spear-nosed bat), 984 nucleotides long. RefSeq lists its product as uncharacterized. Bases 1 to 984 code for a protein of 327 amino acids. The record is from RefSeq and is a predicted model, not a curated record. The transcript is spliced from 6 exons. Lineage: Eukaryota; Metazoa; Chordata; Mammalia; Chiroptera; Phyllostomidae.